UAAAGGAAUGUUGGUAUGUGUUUAGGGGAAAUACCCCUCAUUUGCAUGCCACAGCUGAUAGGCAAACUGUAGCCCAAUUGAGCUUCAGACUGGAGGCAGGAAAUGCUACCGUCUCUCAAACAGGCUGCACAAUUCGGAUGUGAAUUUGCAAAGCGACUGCUGAAGGCCGAGCCUAUAUAAAUCUGGUUAUCACUGGACAUAUUUUUGCACGCGAAUGCGUCUCAACCAAUCGCGGCGUUCAGCACUAAACAGCUGACUAUUUUUGGCUCCUGUAAAAUGUAGUCUAAAUUAAUAAUUAGCCUCUCAAUAAGAUGAAAAUCUGGAAAAACACGCUGGUCUGGUUGGCAGACUGAGGGCCGGUGAAUGGAGGUCACCGCAGACAUUGAGUGAGUCUCCGCGUCGAGAGAGAGAGAGAGAGGUGGAGAGGGAGGACGGACAGCGGCCAGCCGCCUUCAAAAAUGGCGUCUCCGGAGGAAAAUUAGUAAAAGAUAUUAAAACGCGGCCUGUUUUCUUCACACUUUCUCGUUCGGUAUUGAUGUUUCUUCGCACUCCGCUUGUAUAUUUCGCCGUGCGAGCUUAUUUUGUCGUCGUAUUAUUUAAUUUUUUUACUUGAAUGGCCAAAGAGCAGAAAUCAGAUGAGCGAGCAUUUGGGGAAAUAAAGGCAGCCCUGUUUUAUUUUGAUGCGUCGUUACUGACAGCUAGCAUCUGCUGCUAGCCCCGCAGCUCCGCUCCGGAGGGGGGUGGGAACCAUUUGCAUUUAAACAAGAAGGGAAAAAAAGGAAAGAUACUUUGAAAUUGUGUUUUUUCCUUGCUCGUCCGCGGUGAGUGAUUGCUGCUACCAACGUGGCCCCGUCGAUUGCGAUCUUUUUUCUGCUGCUAGCAUCGUAGCAGAGACUGGCCUAAAGAAAGGGGAGGAGAGACGGAGAAAAGGACGCAUUCAAAUCAAAUGUUUAUCAGCAAUUCGUCCGCCACCAGCCAGAUCCAGCGGCUCCUUCAUCAUGACUGAUUUUGAAUUAAACCCGCAUUCGAGGACAUGAUACAUGUGAAAGGCGUUGGAAAAGGAGAAAGACUGGCUCUCUUUUUUUUGGAGGUAGUUGGAUUAUAACCCCGUAGACCCCCCUCUUUUUUUCAUCCAGCUUUCUCCUCCUCCCCUCCAUUUCUCUUUCAAUAUGCUGUUUUCCACUCCUGAGGACUUGCUUAUGAAACCGGGAAAAAUAGCCUGAAACCGAGAACUGGAAAGACUGGAUUUUUUCCCGUAAUCUGCGUUGCGACGUUCUCGUUGCUUUCGUCCUCAUCGCACACAUUGCAGCCACAUAAAUGGAUAGAAAUUACCCGGGAACAGGAUUUGGUGAUUUGGGCGCAGGAGCAGGAUGGAGUUACGAGAGAUCGGCAAAAGCAAGUCUUGUAUAUGGGAGUUCCAGAUCAUCCCACCCUGAGUCUGAGCUCCUUCACAGACAAGCCUACGCCACCCCACACCCUCUGCAGGGCUAUGCCACCAAUCACCACCCAGGGAGCUCUGGCCAAGGUGGGGCUUGGGGAGCAGCUGGACGGAGUUUGGGUCUGUCUGGACUCUUUGACACUGGCCUCCACCAUGCCAGCCCAUCUGCUCCCGAUGCCUCCGUCAUGAAUCUGAUCUCAGCCCUGGAGUCUCGAGGUCCCCAGCCUCCACCCUCGGCCUCCUCCCUACUUUCCCAGUUUCGCACGCCAUCCUGGCAGACAGCGAUGCAUACACCUGCUCCUCCUGAACUAUUCAUCUCUGGAGCCCUUCCUGGCUCUGGCUCCUUCCCAUCCUCUUCAGCUCUCUCAGCCUAUCAGCAUCCAGCAUCCUUCUCUAGCCGCUCUUUCCCUACGGCCUCUCUUUCCCUCCAGGACACGCCCACGUUUAGUCCCACAUCCAAUGGCCUGCUCUCUCCACACGACCCCCUGUUACAUAUCAAGGCCCCUUCCCAGUCUAGCCUGGGUUUUGAUAGACUCCUGUCCUCGCAGGGUGCUGCAGCAGCUGCCUAUAGGGGCAGCCAGGAUCCCACAAGUGCUGCAUCGGCCCAGACAUCCUCUGCCAGGCACCUGCAGUCACACCAGUUCAACCUGCUGUCAUCACAGCUCCAGGACCAGUCGUCCCAGCUGUACAAUGCAUCAGUCUUUUCCUCAGCCCAGCCUCAGACCCAAUCCCAGUCCAAUUCGGCUCAGGAACGGGCUGUUCCCCGGCAGGACAGCGUUAUCAAGCACUACCAGCGUCCCACGCCAGCUCAGUCACAGCUCUCGUCCUCUGCUGCCCACUCCCUUCAGCACUACCUCAGCUGUGGAGGGGCGGGGUACCAGCAGAUUGCCACCCACCACAGGCACGCUGGCCUUUCCUGCAGCCCACUGGGCGAACAGAGCCCCUCAUCUGACCACAAGCCUCCCGCUCGCACUGAGCAGUAUCGGCCAAUCAUCCAGCCUCCCUAUACCUCCUCCUCCUCUUCCUCGUCGUCUUCUUCAGCUGGGAAAGGUACAAAAAGCAGCUCCAGCAGUGGCUAUUCUUCUGCCAGUUCAGCAUCAUCCUCAAGAACUCCCCACACACCCCCUUCUGCUUCCUCUACCUCUUCUUCCUCCUCCUCUUCUUCUGCCACCUCUGGGGCUCACCCUUCCAACUCAAUCCCCACUGCCAGCUCCAGCGCAGCCCCUUCAAGGCAGCAGCCACCCCCUCAACCAGCCCCUCCUCCCCCUGCCCCACAGCAGCAGCAGCCCCCUGCCUCCUCCACGUCAGCCCCACAGUCUCUCCCCAAAUCCUGCCUCUCAGGCUACGGUUCUCCUGUUCCCCCAGUGAAGACACCCACCUCUGCUCUUACUGGUCAGACCCCGCCCCAACAACAGACACAGUCAUAUUCCCCUAAUCAGCCCCCUACUUCCCACCUGGCUCAGUCCUACGGAGGCUUCAGUUCACCACAAGCCCAAGACCUGAGCUCAGGUACAGGUGGAAAAGGCUAUGGGAGUUUAGGAGGGCGAAGCCAGUCAUACCCCACCGAUAUAUAUGGAGCUGACUCUGCUUAUGGAUCACUCCCAUCCUCUCUGGGUGGAGCUGGAAGCCCAUCUCUAGGCUACGGAGCCCCAGGUCAUUCCCCUGCCCUUUUAAGGUCGAGUGGUUCAUCGGGUAGUGGCGCAUCUGGGGGAGGAAGCGGUGGCGGCACAGGAAGUGGGAACUCCGGGUCAGGAGGAGGAGCGGGAAAUAGUAUGACUAAUGAGAGAGGUGAAGGUGGUAGUGGUGGAGGGUCUUAUCAUAUCCCAGACUCAAGCCCCUCUCCAUCAGGCAACUCGGGCAUCAUCCGUCCAGGGUUGCACUCCCCAGUGCCCACAUGCCCCACACAAUCUCCAGGAGGUGCAGGCUCUAAUAAAUACAUUUCCUCGAUUCUCUCCCCCACCUUCCUCGCCUCCCCACAGGGCUACCCUGACACCAGAGGCCCCAGCUCCCAAUCUCAGUCCUAUCAUUCCACCUCCUCCAAAACAAAGGACACGUCCAUGCUCGGAGUGGGCUCUCAGAGAUCUCAAGAGGAAGUAGAUGACGACGAUGAGUUCUUGAUCCAGCACCUGCUACAAGCCCAAGCAAGUCCCGGACCCCAGCCUGCUCAUCACCAUCCUCAACAACAACCCCAACAGACAUCUCAACAAACACAGCCUCAGCCCCAGUCAGUGCCCCCAACCACUGAUUCAGGCAAAGGGCUGAGCUAUGACAUGGGUAAGAGCUCUGAGGAGAGGUACCACCCCCAGAGUGUCAUACGCACCCACAGUGCCACAUCUACUGGUAAUGCAGGGUCUGGAGGGGCCAUCUCAGGGCUGGAAAACCAGCUGGAGAUGUCACUAAAGAAACAACAGCAACAACAUCAACAACACCAUCAUCAACAGCAACAGCAGCAGCAACGGAACGAGAGGUCUGUUGGAAGCAGCAGGAGCAGUGGGGGAAGAGACAGCGCUGAACAAGUGCACUCCCAUCUCCAUCACCAUGACAACCUAGGCUCGGUAGUCCACUAUGGCCGAGGUGACCCAUACAGUCAACACUCCCUUGCUCCUCAACACUCCUCACACAGUCAGCAUGUGUCCUCACACUCCCAGAUACCACCGCACACCCAAAUGGAGCUCCAAAAGAAGCCGCAAGAGCGGGCUGAAAUCCCAUAUUCCCGGAAAACACCGGAAGUUCAGCAACAACAUUCCCAGUCUCAAGCUGCUGGCUCCCUCAUGGACUCUCCCACUGAUCAGUCCCGUCAGCCACCACACCUGCUCCAGUCAGUGCUGUCCCAUACCACCCGCAACAAGCUGGAGCAGCACCACAAGAUGGAUUCUCACCAACAACACCAACAGCAGCACCACAAAAUGGACUCCCAUCAGCAACACCAACAGCAUCACAAAAUGGACUCCCACCAACCACAUCAGCAACACCCAAAAAUGGACUCCCACCCUCAGCAUCAACAGCACCAUAAAAUGGACUCUCAUCCCCAACAGCAGCAGCACUCUAUUAGCCAACAGCAAGCUGUAAUGGAAAGUGGAGGUGGGACACUUGGCUCAAGUAAACAUCAGAGUCAGUCUCAGUCCCAAACCACCCAACUCCAGCUUCAGCUCCAGUCCCAGGCUUUGGAGGUGGCAGCGGCUCACUACAACCAUGGCCCCCCGUCACAUCAGCACGAGCAGAGCCAGGUUAAACAAAGCUCUGUGGUGUCUUCUUUGGACAUGCUGGAGCGCUCCCUUUCUCAGACCUCCAGCACAGAUGUAGCUGUUGCAGAGGACAGGCGUGGUAGACCAGGCAGUGUUGGAAGGAGUGGAGGUAGCAGUGAGCGCCACAGACAGCAGCAGGAGCAGCAGCAGAGGCAGCACCCAUCCCACCAUCACACACAGCAACACUCAGCCUCUGAGCUCCACUCCUUUCUCUCUGAGCCCGAUAUCGGCUUAUCCACCCCGCCUCACAUGCACCAUCUUUCACAGCACCACCCCCAGCAGCAGCACCCCAGCACUCAACAUCAACAAACCCACUCUCACCACCCUCACCAGCAACCCCAGUCUGACCAACAGCAGCCACUAUCAUCCCAGCUCACCCCUCAGCAGAGCCAGCUGGACCAACAGCGCUCUGAGCAGCACCAGUUUGACACAGUCAGCCCAGUGGAGAAAUCAGACCAGAAUCAACAAAGUAACCGCUUUGUACCCUUAACUUCCAUCUGCUUCCCGGACUCCCUCCUUCAGGAUGAGGACCGCUCCUUUUUUCCAGGAAUGGAAGACAUGUUUUGUGCAGAGGACUACAAGUCAAGCUGUGCUGGAGGGGCAGGACCAGGACAGGAGGAGAUGAAUGAAAGCCACACUGGACAAGAGGGAAUGGAUUCAAUGAAAGCAGGACAGGGUGGGGGUGGAGCAGGGGGAAGUGGUGGUGCUAGCUAUGACAUAAUGGGUCACCAUGGUGGAGAUCAAGGUUAUGAACCCUACUGUCAUGGCCUGGGAGAACCCAACAACAACACCAUGACUCUGGAUCUAGACUCCCUUAAAACCCACGAGCUCCCUUCCACUGUGAACACUGAACAGCUAGGACUAAUACAGUCCCAGGCCCCAGCUAUGGGUAUGGGUCCCAAUCCUGCUGGACCCAACAACUCUGGAGCCAAACUGUCCUCUGGGCCUGGAGGUACCAGCCAAGGAGCUGGUUCUGGAGGCCUCCAAUCUCCCAUUUUCUGCUCCUCUCGUCCCAAGAAGCUCCUCAAGUCCAGCUCUUUCCACCUGUUAAAGGAGCGUCGGGACCCCAACACACUGCCUAAAAAGAGUUACGCUCAAGAAUAUGAGUUUGAAGAUGAUGAGGAUAAAGCCGACCAGCCAGCGGACAUUCGGUUGAACAGCCGGAGGCUCCCGGACCUUUUGCCAGACUUGGUGUCCAGCUGCAGAAAGGGAGGAGGAGGAGGAGGAGGAGGAGGUAGUGGCUCUCUCAGUCCUUUAAUGGGUGACAUUGACUUCUACCACUCCUCUGGUUACUCCUCAAUGGGUUCACACUCUCUUCAGCCUCAGGAUGGACCCAAGAAGAGGGGUCGAAAGCCCACUAGACCCAAGAGAGAAGGUCCGCCGAGGCCAAGAGGUAGGCCUCGCAUCCGCCCAAUGCCUGAGCCCUACACUCCACGAGGCAUGAUGGGGGAGAUGAGUGCGACGACAGCAGGAGGGGGAUUCAGUGUGGAGGGACGAGGUAGGGGUAGGGGCCGUGGAAGCCGAGGUAGAGGACAAAGGAGGGAGGAUAUGUACAUGGAAAUGAGCGGGAAGGAGCAGGAUCCGAUGCAACAACAUCACCUCCAUCAGCAGCCACCACAUCAGCUCCAUCACCAGCCCCAACAGCAGCUACACGAGCCUAUUCCUCCUCUGAAGAUCAAGUUACCAAUUGGUACCCUGUCCUCCUCUGAUGCCUUGCUGAGGACGGACUCUUUGUCUGGCACGGACCCUGCUUUGUCGGACGGCUCAGUGGGCUCCGCUCCCUCACUUGGUUUAAGUCCUGGACCUCCCUGCAGCACUGAAAGCAACAGAAGUCAGGAAAAGAACAAACAGAAAAUCCACAUGAUGAGUGAAGGAGUUGAUGAUGAGGGGAUGGAGGAAAGGGGCGAUGAAAAAGACUCAGAGUCCAAGGCCGGCUUCGUCGCAUCAUUCUUGGACUUCCUCAAGACCGGGAAGAGACCUCCAGGCUUGGACAUCUCUCCAGGAAUGGAACCUGACAAUGGUGAAACCUCACCCUGUAAAUCGGGAGGUCUGCGUCCAUUGUCUCCUGCACCUCAUCUUUCACUGCCGCCCCCGCCGUUCGGGGACAGUGAAGGGAAUGGGGGUCUGGCUCUGGGAAACUGCCCAAGCCCAAAGCGCUUGGAAGAUGAGCUAAAGAGGAACUUGGAGACCUUGCCUUCAUUCUCCUCUGAUGAGGAGGACUCAGUCGGAAAGAAUCAAGACCUCCAGAAGAGUAUUUCCUCAGCCAUUUCUGCCUUGUAUGACACUCCUCAGCUGACCUCUAACAUCCAGACCCCGCUACCUCCUACACCUCCCCAGCAUCAGCCUCCUCAGUCCCCACUUACUCCUACACUGCAGCCCCCCACACUUAGCCCACAGCCUUCCAUGCAUACGCCUCACGCCCUGCCCGAGUCCAACGAACCUGAUGUCCUCCAGCCAGAAGAGGGAGACAUAGAUGAGAACAAAGAUGAGGAGAAUGAAGAUGAGAGGAGCAUAGGAGGGAAUGAAGAGAGUGAUAUGACAGAGGAGAGAGAGCCACAGCUGGAAACCCUCUGUGCCCCCAAUCUUGAUGCGUGUUUCCCCGAGAUUCCUCCACAGCCAGAAACUCCUGAACCUCCCUCUGUCCCCCCAUCUCCCACCUCAUCCUCCUCUCCUUCUCACUCCCCCCUCCCUCUCCUCUCACUCCCCUCACCCCUGCCUCAACCAGAGGAACAACAGGAGAAUUCCCAGCCUCUAAGCCCUGUUGCUCCCACAUGCCCGUCUCCGCCACCUCCCCCACCCACUACUCUCCCUCAGCCUGCUUCCCCUCCUCCUCCAAUUUCCCCUCCCCCCCCAUCUUCAAUUCAGAAGGAGUCUCCCGUGCCAUCUCCAGAGUCCCCUGCCUCUCCCGAAGAGCCGCCAGCUCCUAAGAUCAACUCCCUGCACCUUGCCCAGAAGCAAGAAGAUGCUGCCAUUGCUGGAGAGAGUGAGGAGGAUGAGAGCGAGAGUGGAGGCGAGGGCAUCUUCAGAGAAAGGGACGAGUUUGUGGUACGGGUGGAGGACAUUCGGACUCUCAAGCUGGCCUUGCAGACGGGCCGUGAGCCUCCUCCCAUCUGGAGGGUGCAGAAAGCGCUGCUGCAGAAGUUCAGCCCAGAGAUCAAAGAUGGACAGAGACAGUUCUGCGCCACAAGCAAUUAUCUUGGCUACUUCGGAGAUGCCAAGAGGCGAUACCAGCGGAUCUAUGUCAAGUUUCUGGAGAAUGUCAACAAGAAGGACUAUGUCAGAGUCUGCUCUCGGAGACCUUGGCGCCGAGCCACACCUGCUCUAAGACGUCAGUCCCUCUCCAGAAUGGCCUCCCCUGCUGCCACCCAGGUGCCACCGAGAGUAGAGAAAGAGGAGAGAGUGGCACCACCAGUCCAGCGUGAACAGAGGGAGAAAACCAGAACCGCAACAACAAAAGAACAACGGGAGAAAAAAGAGGUUUCAACUGCUCUGCCGAAAGCAAAGGAGAAGGAGCCUGAGAAGGAGAAGGAGAGGGAGAAGGAGAAGCGAGUGCAGCCGCAGCAGGACAAAGUGGAGAAACGUGCUGCAGUCGCUGAACGAGGUAGAGCAAAGGAGGAGAAGAAAGCAGUGGAGAGGAAGGAGAAGGAAAAGGCUGAGCGCCAACCCAAGUCCAAGCCAGCCAAAGUGAAGGCGGAGCCACCGCCAAAGAAGAGGAAGAGGUGGCUGAAGGAAAUACCUUCAUCAUCUGACUCGGACUCAUCGGAGGAGGCAGUUAGCGAGAAUGAAAUGCCAGUGAAAGGCGGAGUGAACAACCGUGCCAUGAGGGAGAUGUUCAGGAGCUACGUGGAGAUGCUGGUCAGCACAGCCCUGGACCCCGACAUGAUCCAAGCCCUGGAGGACACUGACGAUGAGCUUUACCUCCCACCGAUGAGGAAGAUUGACAGCAUCAUCAGUGAACAGAAGAGGAGGUUGUUGAGGAGAGUCAGCAUGAGCUCUCAGCACCAGGAGUUCCUGCAUGCUUACCCCCAGAUCAUAGUCGACCCCCUGGACUCUGGAUUGGUCAGGGUGCGGCUAAGUGGGGAUGCUUACAACCGAAAGACCCUCAACAGAGUCAAAAAGACCCUGCCUAAACCACAGGACCUUAAACUGUCAGCAGAGACGUAUCGAAUCUACAGUCUCUUCCACUCCCUGCAUCACUAUAAAUACCACACCUUCUUACAGUGCAAGAAAGAGACCAACACCAUUGAGCAGGCAGCUGAGGACCCGGGCCAAGAGGAAGUGGUGCAGCAGUGCAUGGCCAACCAGAGCUGGCUGGACACCCUCUUCAGCUCCUUCAUCGAGCUGCUCACGCUCAGCACCAAAGCCUGAGUCGACCACAGAGAGAGAGAAAGAGAGAGCAUUCAUUAAAGCAAGAGGAUUUAAAAAAACAAAAUGAAGAUGCAGAGAGAUGGAUCCUACUGUACAGCCCCCCGACCCGCUUCAAGUCUCUAAGAUCUGAGGAUGAAUUUUUAAGGCCCUUGACGAACACAAGGAGGUCUAUUCAUGUGACCUCGGACACUGGCCUCUGUUCUUUUUCUUGUUGUUGAUCACUGACUAAAGAAAUGUCUUACUUUGUGAGGGGGGACCCUACUGGAUCAGGGGUCACUGGCGGGGUCAAGAGGGAAUUGACCGUUGUGGAAAAGGGAGUGACGCGAAGUGGAAGGACAAAGCAGAGGAGCUGUAACGCCAAGUCAACAGAGCAGCCACUGACAUCUUGUUAACUGUGUGUCAUGAAGAAAAUAGUUCAAAGAGAAACUAUUACCACUUAGUUUUUACAUAAAUUAUUUUUUUGAAGACUAACAUCAGCUGUUGGCUUUUGAAAAGAGUGGAAGAGGGUGAGAAUGCUUUUUAAACUGCGUGUAGAGUGUGUCGUGAGCAGAGUGAACACUCACUCGUCCACGGAUAGAAACAUGAAAUGUGUUAAUAAACGCUCUCUCUCAUCCUGUGCUAUGUGAAGGGCAGCACCAGUCAGCUGUGUGAUAAUAUAUAAACACAUUUUUAUUAUUUAUAUGAGGAGGUUUUUAACUUAAACUCUCACCAGCACUGGGUUGCUGCCCUAACAUUUUAAAACCCUUUUUAUUUUCCACAGGAUCAGUAUGCAGUCGUUUCCCACAUAUCCAAGCCGUCUUCCCCUCUAUUCAAAGAACAGACGUUGAGACAAAAAUAUUGUAUCAAAUACAGUGGGUGUAAUAAAAUAACAGAAAAAAAAGUAAGAAAAGUAAAAAAGAAGAGAAUGGGGGAAAAUCUAUUUGAAACUUAACAUUGUUGUGCUUCAGUUCAAUCAUCCGUCAUGCAGGUGCAAAGAAAAAGAAGUAAACUUUCCAUUUCCCAUGUGGGAAGAAGGAGUAUAAAUAAGUAAUAUUUAAAGAGGAAAUAGUCAUUUCAUUUUUAUCAUUUUGAUGUUUGUGCAUACUAUGACUUAUUUUGAAAACAAUCUAAUUUUCCAUAAAAAAAGGAAAAAAAGGCUUGUAAAUAUUGUACAGUUCUUGAUGAAAUUCUUUGUCCUUCUGUACAUUAACUCUCCUGUAUUUGAGAAACAAAUAAAAUCUGCAAAGAACAAAUGG
Messenger RNA from Cyclopterus lumpus (lumpfish), 10286 nucleotides. It is a transcript of the gene prr12a, whose product is annotated as proline rich 12a. NCBI's taxonomy places the organism in Eukaryota, Metazoa, Chordata, Actinopteri, Perciformes, Cyclopteridae. The coding region runs from base 1318 to 9051 and encodes 2577 amino acids. The record is from RefSeq and is a predicted model, not a curated record. The transcript is spliced from 15 exons.